UAGUCGCCCUGCGUGUCAAUUGUCAAUUCCUUUACAUGGUUGAUAGCCGAAAGUACCACGUGCGACUGAAGCAUUUUUCGAGUUUUUUAAGUGAUAAUAAGUAAUUUCAAAAUGCCUUUAGCUGUCGAUCUGCUUCAUCCCUCUCCAGAAAAACAGAGGAGAUCACACAAAAAGAAGAGGUUGGUUCAGCACCCCAACAGUUACUUCAUGGAUGUAAAAUGUCCUGGUUGCUACGCUAUUUCAACGAUUUUCUCCCAUGCCCAGUCAGCAGUCCCCUGCAAAGGUUGUUCCACAAUCCUCUGUACAUCAACAGGGGGCAAAGCAAGACUGACUGAAGGAUGCAGUUUCAGACGUAAACAACACUAAAUUAAGAUAUUUUAAUGUAUCCUCAAAUUUUGUUUUCUAAUAAAGUGCUGUAAUUAAUAUAUUUAACAUUUGAAAGUCCUGGAAAUUAAUUCCCAAUUGUUUGCAUUAUUGCACAAUAUGAAUUCAAAUAUUUUAGCAGUCAUUUUGAAAAC
Phaedon cochleariae (mustard beetle) is the source of this 518-nucleotide messenger RNA. Lineage: Eukaryota; Metazoa; Arthropoda; Insecta; Coleoptera; Chrysomelidae. The record is from the annotation of a GenBank genome assembly.